AUGCGGAAGCCCUAGAAUGGAGCCCGAUAGAUUUUUUCGUUUUUUUUUGAUAAAUAAUAGAGUCUGAGAGUUAAUAGAGAAUAAACCAACCAAAAAAUUAAAAAUGAACAAACAAAAGAUAAAUAACCAAAAAAAAAAAGCGAAAAACGUCACUCCGCUCGACUCCACUAAAGGCUGGUUUUAGCAGAUCAGACUCCAAGCCUUCCCAUACCAAUUCCAUUUCGAUCUGACGGAAAAAGUUUGACGAAUCCGCUUCAUUUUUUCAGUUUCUUGAGUUCUCGAUUUGUACGUAGAGCUCCGCGAAGGGAUUGGUUCACCUUGUUGAAGGAAGCAUUAUAGGCUAUAUCCGUAAUCUGUUUACCAGUUGAAAAGGUAGUGAGCAAACAAUCAGUCAAACUCUUGUUAAUUGGGUUUAGAGAGACAAUGCAGAAUCAAGAAGGGCUCCAAGCAGAUGGGGAAGUCAAGUCCGCAACAUCUGUCCCUGCUACUGAAUUUGAUGAGUGGGCAAAUUUUGCUGAUAAUGAUAUCAUGCAGCAGCAUUCUGCAAUCCACGCUGAGGAAGCCGAGAAAAUUCCCUACGUAGCUGACAAGGAACCCCUCUCUUCAUUAGCGGCUGAAUAUCAAUCUGGCAGCACUAUCUUGUUGGAGAAAAUAAAGGUGCUCAAUGAACAAUAUGCUUCCAUCCGAAGAACUCGGGGAGAUGGGAACUGUUUCUUUCGGAGCUUUAUGUUUUCAUACCUUGAGCACAUUUUGGAAUCCCAAGACCAAGCAGAAGUUAAUCGUAUCAAAGCCAAUGUUGAGGAAUGUCGAAAAACACUUCAGGGCCUGGGUUAUACUGAUUUUACUUUUGAGGACUUCUUUACGUUAUUUAUCGAGCAACUGGACAGUGUUCUUCAAGGAAAUGAAGAUUCUAUAAGUCAUGAUGAGCUCGUAGUUAGGAGUCGAGACCAGUCAAUAUCUGACUAUGUUGUAAUGUUUUUCAGAUUUGUUACUGCUGGUGAAAUACAAAAACGCUCAGAGUUUUUUGAACCCUUCAUAAUGGGAUUAACAAAUGCAACAGUAGAGCAGUUCUGCAAGUCCUCAGUGGAACCUAUGGGUGAAGAAAGUGAUCAUGUGCACAUAACUGCCCUCUCAGAUGCAUUGGGUGUGCCAAUCCGUGUAGUGUACCUUGACCGCAGCUCAUGUGACAAUGGUGGUGUCAGUGUAAAUCAUCAUGAUUUCAUUCCUGCUGACAGUAAUCUCCCUAAUGCUAGUGGUGGCAAGACAUUCAGCCCCUUUAUUACCUUACUAUAUCGCCCAGGUCACUACGAUAUUCUCUACCAGAAGUGAUGGUCUCAGCUAUUCCUGCGAGUAGGUAUUCCCUGGUUAGAGAAUGAGGCUUCCAAGAAUGAAUUGACGGAGACGUUCAGUUGCUGACUGCUGUAAAUGCCAAAAGCUCUUUCUCUAGUUCAUGUUGUAACUUGUUCUAAUGUGUUCAAAUACUCCUGAGCUGUGUGAGUGGGGCCAUAAACUCGAGAGUUACCAGAAAACCUGGAACAAUCGUGUGUUUUCAAUUCAGGACUGAAUAAACUACACAUGAAGUAUCUUAACCUUCUUUUCUUGUCAUAAGAAAUCGCAUUCUUAACUUGUGGAUGAUUUACAUUGAAUGAAAUCUGCUUUGAUUGUUCGCUUGCUUUUUCAAAA
Messenger RNA from Ziziphus jujuba (common jujube), 1683 nucleotides. Its product is annotated as OVARIAN TUMOR DOMAIN-containing deubiquitinating enzyme 1. Gene Ontology annotation, cellular component: nucleus. The transcript has 10 exons. NCBI's taxonomy places the organism in Eukaryota, Viridiplantae, Streptophyta, Magnoliopsida, Rosales, Rhamnaceae. Gene Ontology annotation, biological process: protein K48-linked deubiquitination. Gene Ontology annotation, molecular function: cysteine-type deubiquitinase activity; ubiquitin binding. Bases 424 to 1329 code for a protein of 301 amino acids. The record is from RefSeq and is a predicted model, not a curated record.